Messenger RNA from Haliotis rubra (blacklip abalone), 5612 nucleotides. Its product is annotated as BCL2/adenovirus E1B 19 kDa protein-interacting protein 3-like. Bases 125 to 667 code for a protein of 180 amino acids. Gene Ontology annotation, cellular component: nucleus; mitochondrial envelope; mitochondrial outer membrane. The record is from RefSeq and is a predicted model, not a curated record. Lineage: Eukaryota; Metazoa; Mollusca; Gastropoda; Lepetellida; Haliotidae. Gene Ontology annotation, biological process: mitochondrial outer membrane permeabilization; positive regulation of apoptotic process. The transcript has 6 exons.
AUAGUCUUCUGACGUCACUGUAAAUAAACCCCAAACAUCAACAAAGUGUCGUGACUGGUGAAACGUAGAAGAUAUAGAAAUACUUCUGAGAGCUAUUUCCCACAUUUGAGCUGUGUUUCUCAACAUGGCGUCAACACAGAGGCCAGACCAAAGCGAGGACCUCAAUGACUCGUGGGUGGAGCUACAGAACCAGGCCAUGGCUGCUGGUGAACCUGUGCCAUCAGUAUAUAAUGGAAACCUGGAGAAACUCCUGAUUGAAGCCCAGAGAGAGUCCCGCACACCCUCACGCCCAAACAGCAAGGAGUCCUCGGCCAGGGGCAGCCCCAAAAGCCCACACAGUCCCAACUCAGAAUGGGCCGCGUCAGACUGGAGAUCCAGAACUGAGGACCCCGGUACAGACUGGAUCUGGGACUGGUCAAGCCGUCCAGAAGUGCUGCAACCAGGGGACUGGAACGGUAAGUUCCGCCACCCGACAGCGAAGCCCCGCAGACACAUGAUGAGCAUGAGGAACACAAAGGUGAUGAAGAAAGGCGUGUUUAACUUGGAGAACCUUCCCACGCUCCUACUGACCCAUGCAGCAACCUUUUUCCUGGGAGCUGCUGUAAUGUUCAUGUAUAUCAAAAAGUACUGUCAUCUGGCUGUGAUUGCUCCUCCGACUAUGGACUGAUUGCUCCUCCUACAAUGGACUGAUUGACAGGUGUCAAAAAUACACAACUGGUCUCAGCUUGGUCCCAGUGUACGGAGAGAAAGACAUUUCAGAGCAGCGAAAUUCAACACAAAUUCUGCUCCAGGCUGAGACAGGACAGUCUUGCCCUUGUACUGCGAAUAUCAAGAUAAUAACAAAACGACACAAUCUAUAACAUAUAAUGUGUGUAGCAACGUGUAAAACAUUGAUAUUUAGCUGUAAUUGUUUAAUGCUGUUCAGGUAUUUCUCAUUGUAGCUGUGGUAAUUUCAUUUCCAGGGGGAUUUGUUGAUUAGGUGUUAAAUUUGUUUUGAAAAUACUUUUUAUAAUUUUAAAAAAAAGGCAAUUCAGGUUUUAAUCAAUAUUGUUAACUUUCCAAUUCUUUUGUUUUGUUUAUGCCAUUCACAUUGAUAUUAAAUAUGUCAGCAAACAUGAUAAUGGAUUUAUUUGUUUUGUGCUUUGGUGCAUGUCAGCAAAAUCUUAAACUAUUUCUCGGGUCAUACAUAUUUUAAUAUUGAGUGCAUUUUCAUGAAACAGGGAACGUUGAUUUUCCUAUUGUCAAAUGCUAAGAUUUCAUUGUACUUAAUAUUGAAAUAAAUAAUUUAAAUAGUUCUCAUUAUCUGUUUAAUUGCAAUAUUCCAGUAUCAAUGAUUUGAUGUUUAACUGGUAUUGUCAUCUUGACCACAAGGUCCAAAUUGCAAAUGGCCGCCCUCUAGCCCAUGGUCAGUAGAAGACAGUGGUGUUGGGUUGAGCCUACAAUAUAAUUAUGAUCGCCAUGACACAUAAGCAGACCCAGACAAAGUGCACACCCUCCCUUUUUGAAGAACUCUGAACAUUUAUACAUUAUCUGUACAAACUGUGAAGUGAUUAUAACCAGUUACAACCCUUCUGGGGAUAUUUGUUUACCCAAACAUUGGUACCAUAUUAAACAUAUUUCCAGGAUUAUUUGCAUACAUGUCAUGCUUAUAGUUCAACAUUGGAGCUUUAAGUUUAUCCCCCUUUCCAAGUGUUAUAUCUACACUCCAUAGCAAACACACUCAACUGUGUUUUCUAUAGGUAGGCGAGUGAUUUUGCACACUGUAACGUGUAUGUGUUUGAACAUGUAACACUUGUUUUAUACAUGAUGGCCUCAAAUUUUAUAUCUGUGAGACGCUUAUGCCUGUAAAGCUGUAAAGAUUUAUUCAUUGUCAUAUCAGUGAUUUAAUGACUUACAUAUGGAUCCGCCUCUAACGUUUUGCACAGUUAAUUAUCUUUUAUGGUUCAAAUUUGAUGCUGUGAUUUGUUCAUCAGCAGAAUUAGUUUAAAAUUUGACCCAUUUUAAGAUUUCUGUGCUUUACAAACAGGGGUGUAGGUAGCCUAGUGGUUAAAGCAAUCGCUCAUCACGCCGAAAGACCUGGGUUUGAUUCCCCACAUGGGUACAAUGCGUCAAGCCUAUUUCUAGUGUCCCCCGACGUGAUAUGGCUUGAAUAUUGCUAAAAGUGGCGUAAAACUAAAACUCACUUUCUCACUGACUUUUGCAAACAUCAAAUUCACUUAUGAGCUGAAGAACUUCUUUGCUGAACUUUCUCACGAAUGUUUACUUGAUUUUGUGUGCUUGAAACAUUAUGAAGCAAGUUUACUACUGUGGUGAAGUUGUCAGUGUUUGUUACUGUCUAGUUUGUGAAGUUCUUAUUAAUGUUCAUGUGUUGUAUUUGAAGACAGCUAGCGUGUGGUUAGAAUCACUGUCCCCUGGGACAUUUUGCUGCAACCACUUGUCUUUCAAUAUAAGCUGCGAACUUCAUAUUUGCCAAUAGACCAUGAUGCAACACAACAAGGAAUAUUACAAUAUCGUUGUGAUGUUAAAUCUCCAUGUUAUAAAUAUUCAUAUUUUCAUCAUGACUUUUUGCAGUAGUCAUUUAUCAUUGUCUAAUAAUGUUUGCAUGAAGUCUUCAUAAAUUGAAGUAAGGGAAAUUUAAAUAAUAAUUAUAAUAAAGUUCAUGGUAUUAAUUACUGGAAUAUUUCAUGAUUAGAGUUCAGUCAUUGAUUUAGUGUAUUAUUUGGUGGAAGUUCAUUUUCCUUGUGAAAUUGUAUUCUUUUCAAAUUGCCUGAUUAACCAGGUGCCUUUGCAUGUAAGGGAGGUAACUCUAGACUAUUCUACACCCAAGAUUUUACCUUCAUGGCAUUACACAGUUAUAAUUAAUUUGAAGGGAUUAACAUGUAUUUUAACGAGAAUGGCAGUAUAAAUUAGACUCAAUAUAUCCACUUCUGCCUCCAGCUAGCCCAGGGAUUUGUCAUAGCUGCAGGUUUUCAGUGUAUUGGUGACAUAACUGUUUAGAUUUGUUUCCAAGUGCUGAUUGUUAUGUAUGAUGUUAAAAUAUGAAUUAGCUUAGAAUUAUAUUUAGUCAUUUUGGAUGUAAAUGUAGCUUUAUAUGAUUAAAUGUAGGUUUAGUAAAACACUGUUUUCUUAAAAGUUGUCAUGUUGUCAGGACUGGUCCUGUUUUGCAAGCUGUUACCAUGGUUACACGAGUGAUUCUCUGAUUGAUAAUUCACCCUAAUUGCUUUCAUGUUAGCUUGUUUGCCAUACAUUGCCAUGAGUGUAAGAUACAUAGACUAACACUUCGUCUGUUAAAUUAACUUUUUUUUUCUUUCUUUUUUUCCAAAAAGUCCUUUCUUGUCAUGUUUUUUCUGAUAUGGAAUCAAGAAAACUAGACUUGUUUCAAUGAGAUCUGAAUUUGCCAAGACAACUGAUUUUGAAAUAUGAAUUCCUGAGUCAUAUUAGAUAUUUCUAGGAUGUAGGUACUCACCAUUUUGGAGUUGCUUUUGUUUAAAAAUAUUGUUUCUGUAUUUUCAUUUGUAUCUGCUUAGUGUUCAAUGUAGUCCAUUGCUUUUGUUGAAGUGCUAUCUUUGCAUCUAAGAUAAAUCAGCAUUUUGUCAACCUCAAGUCUAACAGUGCUAAUCCACCUUUUAUCAGUCAUAAAUUUUUAUUUCACAAAUAUUGUGUAGUUUUACCUUUUUGUGUUCUAGAUUAUCGAAGCAUUUGGUGUUUUUAGUUUUUAUUACCAGUAUCCAAGACUUUUUCUCAAUGUAUUUAUUUUGUGCAAGUAUUACGGUGAUCUGUAAAUAUGUUGGUCUUCAAUCACAAAAUUGUUUUAACGAUGACUUGUUUAAUCUUUUAGAAUUUAUUGAAAGAUUUUAUUCACUGAAGCUGUCUGUUCCUCAGUUGUGAGUGUUAAAAUGUAAAAUAUUUUCAUCAAAAUGCUUCAUAUGUGCAAAAUGGAAACAAAAUUGGUUGCAAAUGUUUGUUCCAAUAAAAAUGAAAAUGAAACGAUUAAUACCUCAUAAAAGAGGUAUCAACAAAAUUAUAUAACUAAACUUAAAUAUAGAUCUGAAAUGCAUAUAUCUUUGGAUCCCUCAAAUCCAUACUAAGCAAAUACCUGUUUUGACAAUCAGCUGACAAACAAUAGUCAUUGGUGUCAUUUGUAAUUUGACAGUUUCCAAGGUUGUGUAUUGCUGUAUAUGGGAGCAGGUUUUAAGGACUUGAAUAUUUCGAAAAAUGUGGCUUCAUCAAGUUUUUAUUCGAUGUUAAGUAUACAAACAUUGUUUUUGGAUGAUAAUAUUUGGUAAACACAAAUAUGAAUUUGUCACUAGACUAUACAAAAUAAAAAAUAUCAUCCAGUGAGACAUCUUUUUGUCAUUAGCUGAGGAAGAUGGGCCUCUGAUGACGUUGUCGGACGAGGAUUUCGAGAAUGCCACAUUUCCAUGAGGUUCUUUUUACCGGUGAUCCAGUAAGGUGACUUGACAGGGGUAGUGUGCAGUAAGACGUGUCCAAAAGUAACACUUAAUAGGAUUUGCAUUUACAGAUCCAGCUUUUCUCUAGUAUUGGUUCCAUAUGAAAUCACGGAAAAAAUACUAUUUUCCCAAAAUGGAUUUGACACUUUCAAAUAAUAUUGGUCCUUUUAUAAAGUACAAUUUAGAAUACAUAAACGGUAAUGAUAUUCACAUGAACAUGAAUUGAACUUCACAAUGUCAGCUUAUGCUCUUAAGGUCCUUGUACUAAGAGCUUUAUUACAAGAGUUCCUGAUCAUCACGGUCAAACAAAGAUUGAUCUGGUUGUUGCCUGUGAUGGGCUAUUUCAAUGGUGCUGAGCAGGUCUGUCACAAAGAAGGUGUUAGGCAUGGGAGCGGUUUAUCGCGUGUACGCACAAUUUAUAUUCCUGUUUCGUGAUUGUGCUAAAUUCAUUCCCAACUAUUUUCAUGAAGCCAUUUUGCUAUCCGUAAACCAUCCUUAAGUACCCAGGGUACAUCUCUAUUCUUUAAUAUAUACCUCAAACCAAUUUCUUACCAUUGCUUGUUUUCAGCCAUAUUUAAAAGGCAUGCUGCUAAAAAUAGCUAUCCAAUCAAGCAUGAGGAAGAUGCUGACGGUGAAAUCUCUUCCGAAACAAAAAUUGUAGACUUUCGAGGUUAUAUUAAAAUAGAAGAAAAUUAUGCUACUUUGUUUUAUACGACCACACUUACUGCUAUCGCGUAACAUGAACUAUAGUGUUAUGAACAAAGUUCAAGUGUGCGUUAUUAUUUCUGAGUAGUAUAUAAUGCCCUGAGUUAUUAAGGAUGUCUGUAAUCCUGUCUUACAAGGACGAGCCUCUGUAAGACGUAAAUAAACCACAGUUAACAACAGCGUAGCCAGGGGUCGUGGGAUGGCGUACUGCUGAUCAUGGGGUGUCAGUUUGUGAUCAGCGACUUCCAGGGAGGCGGGUUGUCACGAUUGUGCAUGCAUCUUUAACUGCAGGUUUUCCUUGCAAUGUGUGUUCUUUCAAUAAUGUAUAUGUUUCUUGUAUUUGUAUUUGGACAAAUAAAAAUGGUUAACUUGGACAUUUGAACCUUUUUAAUGACAGGUCUACUAGUUUUCACAUGUAAAAUCAAAAGUGUGUAAUAAAAAUGUCCUAGUCAGUGA